Messenger RNA from Callithrix jacchus (white-tufted-ear marmoset), 6828 nucleotides. The record is from RefSeq and is a predicted model, not a curated record. NCBI's taxonomy places the organism in Eukaryota, Metazoa, Chordata, Mammalia, Primates, Cebidae.
UUAUUUGUGGGUUUAUCACCAUCCUUGUAUUUUAUUAGUAAAGGUAAUUAUUACAUUUAUCCAGACAUGGAUGAACAAUAUCUGGCACAUUUAAGCCACAUUGAUAAUAAUUUAGAAAUAUUCAAGUUAACAGUAAUAUCCUGUGGGUUAUUAUAAAGUGAGUUCUAUAAUGUUAUUUUCUACUUACCUAAUAUUAAUUUUUUGUAGACAUUUCCUCCUCUCUCCCCUCUUUUAUUGAAUAAUUUGUACCAUUCUUUCAGCCACUCAGUUGAACUUCGGUCAUUUGUGUCUCCUGGUCAUCCUCUGCACAUUCUUGCUGUAAGGUUCUAUUGUUGCCUUGUCUCCCAAAUCCAUCUCCUCCUUCCGCCUUUCCCCACUUUGGUUUUAGAUCCUUCUUUCAUCUCAGAAUUAGCCAUCCUUCUCUAAUUCAUGUGAAAUUAUUUCUUUUUAAUCAAUGUGAAAUUCAGAAAAAGAACAUAGGUUUUCAAAAUGAGUCCUUGAGUCAGAUUGAUUCAGAUCAUUGUUCUUCUGUGUACUGGCUAUGUGCCUUUUGCAAUUUUUGAACCUCAAACAUUCCUUUAUAAAAUGAGCAUAACAAUAUUUAAUUUAUAAGACUUCAGUGAGGAUUAAGUGGGACUAUGGAGUGUUUAAAGUGCCUAGCAGGGAGUAAGCACUUAGAAAAUGUCGAUUCUUUCCAACAUCUGUUCUUCUGCUUCAGAUCUCUUAAUUUUUACAACUCAAUGUGCUCUUUUCCUCAACCAUCUCACCAGUUUAAAUAAAACAAGCUGAGUCUCUGAAUAAUCUAUUUCUUUCACAAUCUAAAUUACUCCAUCUGCAAAUCCUAUUGGUUCUAACUCAAUACAUAUCUUCAGUUUCUCUACGUCUCUCCAUUGCCACUGCUAUAACCCUAGUCCAAGAAUCUUACCUGUACUGUUGCCAUCCUUCUGCCUCCACUCUGGUCCUCUUUCAGCCUGCUUUCCACAGAGCCUAAGUGAGAUUUAAAACAUAAACCAGAUAAUAUCAGUCCCCUGCUUAAAACCUUCCAGUGGCUUUUCAUACUCAGAGUGAGAUCCAACUCUUACCCUCUCCUAACACUCCCACUCUUAUGCUUCAGGGGCACUGCCCUUUUUACUUUUUCUGCUAACACAUCAAACUCAUGGCUGCCUCGGGCCUUAGCACUUGGUAUUCUCUGUGCUUGGAAUACUCAUUCCCCAGAUUUCCAUGUGACUUGCUGCUUCUUGUCAUUUAGAACUCAGCUCUAAUUGUCCCCUGCCUUCUAUCAGUAGUGCUCCAUCACACCAUCUUAUUUUUCCUAAUACUUACCACUAUGUGAAAAUAGCCUGCGUUUAUUUCUCUAUUUUCCUCCACAGUAAGAAUGAAAUGUUCUUAUUCUAGGGCCCAUUUCCUACCAGAGUGUUUGGCACAUAGUAAAUAUGCUGAAAAAAACCUUGACUGCCUGAAUAAAUGAAUGAACAAAUAAAUAUGAACCCACAUUUAUAUUAAUUACAUGAGCCAAGAAUGGUGUUUUUAUUUAUUAAAUGUGAGGACCUACCGGUUUCAUACAUCACACAUAUGCUUGUGCUGGAAAUAUUACUGUAAAUCAGUAGUAAUUCAAUCCCUGGGUUGGGCUUUUUCCUCUAACCUAAAUAGUUCUCAGAUUUACUCUUCUCCCCAUCUCCACUUCCACACUGUCACCUUAGUGCAAAUUACCAUCCUCUGUGGCCUUUUUUCUGUAAGGCUCUAAUCUCCCAGUAUCUAUUCGCCAGACUGCAGGCCAUUGAGCUUUUCAGUUGCUAUUACAUCUAUGCUUGAAAACCCUUUUAAGUUUUCUUUGUUCUCAAGAUAAAGACCACAAUGUGGUCUGGUCCACCACCCCACAUCACGCCAGCCCUCACUCUCUACUGACCACACUGUCUCCUCCCCUCCUGGUUCCCGCCUGCCACCUGGCUGGGAAGCCCUGCUUCCCGCUUCCUGCAAAGUUCUAUACCGCACCCAUUUCGCCCACUUCUUCGGAUUUCAGGAGACUGUUCCAUUUUCGGGGAAGCCCUCCCUGAUUAGGCCAAGCCCCACUCCCCACCAUACGGCGCCACAUCAUCACGGGCCUCUCUUUCAGGGCUUGUAUUUGUUUUAGAAGUAUGUACUCCAGAAUACAAUCUUAUUGACGUGCGUCACCGUGAGCUUGCGCUCAAUAUCUAUUUACUGAAGGAAUAUACGAACUAGCGGCCUGACUAUUCCUAGCCCCUCCCCUACAACUGCCGCGCAGAUAUUACGCAUUAAGCAGGCGCCGCGACAACGGAGAGCGCGGGCGCCUGCGCGAAAGGAUACGCAUGCGCAGAGGGGAGAGCCCGCUGACAGAUUCUCGGUGGCGGCGGCGGUGGCUCUGGACUGCGGGGAAUGGGAAUCUUAGGUCCCUGACUGAGCACCUCCCCCGCCUCCCUGCCCCCGACAUGGCUCAGGAGAAGAUGGAGCUAGACCUGGAGCUGCCUCCGGGUACGGGCGGGAGCCCGGCGGAGAGCGGCGGCGGCGGCAGCGGCGGCGGCGGCGGCGGGGGCCUCAGGAGGUCUAACAGCGCCCCCCUCAUCCACGGCCUCAGUGACACUUCGCCGGUGUUCCAGGCCGAGGCGCCGAGCGCCAGGCGGAACAGCACAACGUUCUCGAGCCGCCACGGCCUGCUGCUACCGGCCUCCCCUGUCCGCAUGCACAGCAGCCGCUUGCACCAGAUCAAACAAGAAGAGGGCAUGGACUUAAUCAACCGAGAGACGGUCCACGAGCGGGAGGUGCAGACCGCAAUGCAGAUAAGCCACUCCUGGGAGGAAAGUUUCAGCCUGAGUGACAACGACGUGGAGAAAUCCGCCUCCCCCAAGCGCAUCGAUUUCAUUCCUGUGUCACCAGCACCGUCACCCACUCGGGGAAUUGGGAAGCAGUGUUUUUCGCCAUCCUUGCAAAGUUUUGUAAGUAGCAACGGAUUGCCUCCAAGCCCUAUUCCCAGCCCAACGACCCGAUUUACCACCCGGAGAAGCCAGAGCCCUAUCAAUUGCAUUAGACCAAGUGUUCUUGGACCAUUGAAAAGAAAAUGUGAAAUGGAAACUGAAUAUCAGCCAAAGAGAUUUUUCCAGGGCAUCACCAACAUGCUUUCUUCUGACGUUGCACAGCUGUCAGAUCCUGGUGUGUGUGUAUCUUCGGAUACCCUUGAUGGAAACAGCAGCAGUGCCGGAUCUUCUUGUAACUCACCAGCGAAAGUCAGCACUACCACCGACUCUCCUGUGUCACCUGCCCAAGUGGCUUCUCCAUUUAUUCCACUAGAUGAACUUUCGUCUAAGUGAUUCAUCUUGAGACUCUUUUUGCAGUGGAGAGAGAGAAUAAUCAAGUUGGAGCAAGCACUGAACUUUGUCGAUUAAUUUGAGGCUAUUUCCUGUUUGACCCCUUUUCUUUUUUGAUAUUUCCUGAAAUGAUGUUAUUCUAGAGAACUUCUAUGUCAGGUUCCUGCGGAUACCCUUGAAUUCAGUGUAGUAAUAUUUUCAGACGUUUCCCCAAUAAGUGUGUUAAAGCAUACAUCUUUACGCUGCUAAUAUGUCUAAAUACAUAUGUUAUCCCUUGAUUUUUUUAAAUAAUUGAGAGCUCUAUUUAUUUAUGGGAUUAUUAAGUUCUGAUGAAAAUAUAAAUGUUGACUUAAUCAGCAUAGUAAACUGAUGUUAAAAAUUUCAUACUUCAUGCCCACACUAAUUUUUAAUGCUAUUUUCAGUGGUUGCUGUUUUCCAUUUGAUGAAGAACAAUAACUUGACUAUACAGCUUUUAAAUACUUUAGUUAUAACAUAUCAAUCUAGUGGUUGUCUGUUUUACCCAGGAUUUCUUGGAUAUUUCGUUUUCUGGGUACAGAAGUGGACGGGAGGAUAAAUGAUUAAAGAACAAAUUCUAAAAGUUUGCAACACAUCCUUUCAAAUUAACUGUAUAAAAGUAAACAUUUAAGAAAAACAUUUUUUAUGAAAUUUUAAUAGUAAUUCUAGUCAGUCAUACAAAUACACUAUAGAGAAAGUAAAAAUUUUCCUUUUUUCUUUUUUUAACCAGAGAGUGCAUUUGCUUGGGUGUAAUCCUAAAGUGAAAUGGGACAGUGCCUUGCAGUCUUUGCCCACUAUACAUAGGCUGAGGCUCUUUGUACUACUGAAAGUUAAAAGUUUUUGAAAUGUAGAAAAUGUGUGGAAAGGCUCGUUGAACUUCGGCGCACCCAGGUAAACAAUACUCUCUCAAUUGUUGAUAUACUUUAAAAUAUUCAGUUGUGCCUCAGUUCCAAAAAUGAUUGCCAACCAGGAGCCAAUGCAAUUUUUGGCUGCUUUUCUGCUCUACCCAUCUGUCACUUUACUGGUUUUCCCUUGUUCAGGAAGAAAGCAGCUGUUUCCUUGCCAACAGGUCCUUCUUCUCCAUAUCCCACCAAACCAGGGCAUCAUUGAUUAGACAAAGAUACAGUGUAACUUGGAUUUCUGACAGCAACAACAGGACUGAAUUGUUUAACCUCUGUGGUUAAAGCUGCAGCUUGGUUGUCUGCCUUGGGGAUGUCGGUUAAUUAAGGGAUGAUGAUUUGCAAGGGAAAAUCAGUGGAGAGUCACAUAGGUAAAUCUUAUUAACUUAGGUUUUGCUAAAGGUAGAAUAGUCAAAUGUUCUUUUCUUUGCCUUUACAAUUAAGACAAAAUAAUAAGAAUAGCAAAUUUUUUUAUAUUAUGCUUCCUUAUACCUCAUAUAUCUUCCUUAACUAGAUAGUUUUACAGAAAGAAUACAAAGAGUAAAGGGGAAAAAUAACUCAGAACAACAACAAAAACAACAAAAAAGCUCUGAUUUUUAAAGUUACUGCUUACGGAGACUAACAAUUUUGUGGAAUUUCUACAACUAUGAGAAUAAAUGGAACUGGUCAACUCUUGACAGUUGCCUCAAGAUGGAGUGAAAUUACAUUGAGGGUAAGACUGUCUACAGGCUUAAAAUUUUCUCUGGGUGAUAGUGUUCAUGUGCUCCCAUUCUCAACCUUGUUCUUUAAAUUUAAACUUAAAUAUUCUGAGUUCUUGUUGAGUACCUUGCCUUGCUUCCAGAGGUAUUUGAACUUCAUUGUCUUCAACGCAGAAAUGGUUAAUUUUCUCACUUCACCUGUUCUUGCAUUAUCACAAUUGAUGUCAUCACUAAUAUCCUAAGCUAGAAACCAUGGAAGCCUCUUUGACUUUUCCUUUUCUCUGUUGGAUUAGCUUAAUCACCAAGUCCUGUCAACUUCUGAAAUGAAUUUCUUGCCUUCUCUUAUCUGUUGCCCCUGAUUUUGCUUAAGUUUCAGCCUGUCUUCUGUCUCCUUUUGGUUCAGUCUUCAUACUACCUCUUGUGUAAUCUUUCUAAAAUUUAAACUUGAUGUUUUUUCACUCUCUUGCUUGAAAACCGUUUUAAGGAAUGGUUUCUUUAGCCUCAGAUAGAAGUCCUUUAUGAUCUGGCUGUGUUCUGAAAUAGCUCCAAUCCUCUCCUCAUCUCUGUCCCAGUAUACAUCUUCUUUCCUUCUUACGCUGCAAACGCUAGACCACUUGAUAUUCUUCAAGUAUGUCAUGUACUUUAAUGUCGGUGCUCUGGGAUAGAUUGUUCCUUCUCCCUAAAAUGCCAUUCCUAUCCUUUUCAGGCAGGCAAAUUGCACGUGAUUUUAAGUAUGAAGGCAAUGUAUACCUACUGAUUAUAAAAUAUUUAAACAGUGUACAUAUCUGUGUUUUUUUUUAAGUUUGCUUUUAACUGUAAAAUUCAUCUUCCCUGUCCACAGGUAACUUCGGUUAGCAAUUUGGUAUGUAAUGUACAAGGUGUGUUACUGGCAUUUUCGUGUAUAUAAAUGUAGGAAAACAACAUGUCAUUGACACCUCUCUUCUUUUCUUUCCGCCAUAUCUAAUCAUUCCUCAAGUCUUAUUGAUUUUAUCAGCUAGAAUCUAUCUCCUUGCUUCUACCUCUGUUGCCACCCUGAUCCAGGCUACCAGCAUUAGGUCUCUUAGGUUUCUGAAGCAACUUCCUAACUCCCACCUGUGCCCAUCACACUCGGCUAUCCAUCCGCUCUCCAUAUAGCGAGUAGAGCCAUCCUUUUAAAAUUGCAGAGCUGAUCCAUCUCCCAGCCGAAAGCUUUUCAUUUUUUUCCUGUUGUUCUCAUGAGUAUGCCAAAAUGUAUGUAUUCUGGGCUAGGAGGCCCUGGGGAAUUUGGUCCUUCCCUCUUCCUCCCCUUGUUUUCUGUGCUUUACCCUCCCUGUCUUGCUUUUCUUUUCCUUAAAUAUAUCAUGUUCUCACCUAUUUUAGAUCCCUUUCCUUGAAGAUAUGGAAACAUUUAUUUCUGUAAGCUUAUUCUAUAUAGUUGGUAAGUUUUUAAAUCAGAUGAGGUUCUAAGGGUAUAUGGACAAUUUACAUGAUCAUAGUAUUGUUAAUAACUUCAUUCUGUAGAAUGUAAGGGCUUAGCUCAUGUGAGAAUUAUCCUUCAAAAAGCAUUUUUAAGGUAUUAGUAUUGCUAAUCUAUAAACUUUGUGCAAGAAGUCCUAAAGCCAAUAGCAACAUUUAUUUAAAGUACAGUUCGUCACAUAUAAUAAACCUCUGUUAUGUUUUCCUUUAUUAUGCUUUUUAAAAACACAGUGUAAAUGGGAGAAAUAAUUAAGGAUCAUUAAAUCCAAGGCUGCUGGAUGUUAGGACCCUUAAGCGUAUUUAAAAGAUUGAUUGUAAUCAAGAAUAACUUGUAUCAGGUUGCCUUCCAGUGAUUCACAUUUAUUAAUUCAAUAAGUUACAUACCUAUAGCAAGAGACCACUUGGCAAUAAAAUUGGGGAAAGAAUUAAGACUUAAAUGAG